CUGACGCUCGCGGCGGAGGCACCGGGGCAGCAGCUCAGCGGCGAGAGCUCGCGCGCUCCUCCCGCUUUACGGCUGCUGAAAACCCGGCCCGCGCCCGGCAGCCGUACCGCAGAUGAGCCCGCGCCCGCGCCCGCGCCGCUCAGGUCACCUCCAGCAGUGCCAGUUCCUGUGGCAAAAUAAGACCAGGUAGAGUCAGAGUCUUUGGACUUGUGGGAUUGCAGAGGGAUUCAGCCCAGCCACUUCCUUUUCCAGAUCUCCCACCUGGACAUUGGAAAUAGCUUUUGAUGGUUUAGGGCCUCUUUCACUUGACCCCAGGCCUACCCCUAAACUAGAGGAACCUCUAUGAAACCCAAGUGCUCCAGAGACCAUUGCUUUUAGGGGAACAGUAAAAAGAUGGCUGUCUAUGGACCAGGAAGUAGGCCCUUACCAGGCACCGAAUCUGCUAGCACUUUGAACUUGGACUUUCCAUCCUCCACUACUGAAAUGAGCUUUGACUGUUAGGCACCUGGAUGAAGAGCCCUGGAUUCAGCUUGUCAGAGUCCUGUAACCUGCAAAGACCCUCUGGUUGCACUAGGAUCAUUCGACUGAAGUAAAAAGAUGGCCUAUCAGAAGGUCAAUGCAGAUCGAAGAGCUCCAGGACAUUCACAAUACCUAGACAAUGAUGACCUCCAAGCCACUGCCCUUGACUUAGAGUGGGACAUGGAAAAGGAACUGGAGGAGCCUGGUUUUGAUCAGUUCCAGCUAGAUAGUGCUGAGAAUCAAAACCUGGAGAAUUCAGAGACUGCGGACCUCAAUCUUGAUCCCAUUCAACCAGCAACUUCACCCAAAGGAAGGUUUCAGCGACUUCAAGAAGAGUCUGACUAUGUGACCCAUUAUACAAGAUCUGCACCAAAGAGCAACCCCUGCAAUUUUUGCUGCCUUUUAAAAAUAUUUUUCACAGCAACCAUUUUAUUUAUUUCUGGAAUUUUGAUAGGCUAUUACACACAUAAAAAUUGCUCUUCAAGUGCUACAUCUUCAGGAACACUUGAUCUUCAGUUAUACCAAGAGAUUCUCAAGACAAUCCAAGCAGAAGAUAUUAGGACGUCUUUCAGAAAUUUGGUACAACUGUACAAAAGUGAAAAUGACAUAGAAAUUUCAAAGAAGAUUAAGACUCAGUGGACUUCUUUGGGCCUAGAAGAUGUACAGUUUGUAAAUUAUUCUGUGCUGCUGAACCUGCCAGGCCCUUCUCCCAGCUCAGUGACUCUAAGCAGCAGUGGCCAGUGCUUUCAUCCUAAUGGCCAGCCUUGCGGUGAAGAAGCCAGACAACACAGCAUCCAAGAUCCGCUCUACUCAUAUGCAGCCUAUUCUGCCAGUGGAACUCUCAAGGCUGAAGUCAUUGAUGUGAGUUAUGGAAAUGCAGAUGAUUUAAAUAGGAUUAAAAAAAUGAAAAAUGUCACAAAUCAGAUUGCACUCCUGAAAUUAGGAAAACUGCCACUACUUUAUAAGCUUUCCUUAUUGGAAAAGGCUGGAUUUGGAGGUGUUCUUCUGUAUAUUGAUCCUUGUGAUUUACCGAAGACUGCAAAUCUUAGCUAUGAUACAUUUAUGGUGUCACUGAAUCCAGGAGGAGACCCAUCUACACCUGGUUAUCCAAGUAUUGAUGGAAGCUUUAGACAAAACCGAUCAAACCUCACCUCUCUACUAGUGCAGCCCAUCUCAGCAUCUCUCGUUGCAAAACUCAUCUCUUCACCGAAAGAUAGAAUCACACACAGUGCCUGUAGCCCUCUAGAACUUCCAAAUAAUGAGGAAAGAAUUGUCAGCAUGCAAAUUCAGACAGUCACAAAAUUUGAAACAGUUACUAAUGUUGUUGGAUAUUUAAAGGGCUCGACAUCUCCAGACCGUUAUAUCAUAGUUGGCAGUCAUCAUCAUACCGCAUACAGUUAUAAUGGACAAGAAUGGGCCAGCAGCACUGCCAUCAUCACAGCUUUUAUCCAGGCCUUGAUGUUAAGAGUCAAGAGAGGGUGGAGACCAGACCGCACUAUUGUUUUCUGUUCAUGGGGUGGAACAGCUUUUGGAAAUAUUGGCUCGUAUGAAUGGGGAGAGGAUUUCAAGAAGGUUCUGCAGAAAAAUGUUGUGGCUUAUGUUAGUCUCCACAGUCCUGUAAGCGGUAACUCAAGUCUUCACUCUGUAGCUUCACCAUCUCUUCAGCAAUUGGUAGCUGAGAAAAAUAAUUUCAACUGUUCCAGAAGAGGUCAGUGCCCAGAAACAAAUAUCAGUUCUGUACAGAUGCAAGAUGAUGCCGAUUACUUCAUCAACCAUCUUGGAGUUCCCACCGUGAGGUUUACUUAUGAGGACAUCAAAGCAAUAGAGGGUCCAAGUUUUCUCUCUGAAGGCUUUUUCCCUAAACGUGCAACAAAAAUUGAAGAAAUGGAUCCUUUUUUCAGACUUCACGAGACCAUCACCAAGCUCUCAGGAGAAGUGAUUUUACAAAUUGCCAACGAACCAGUUCUGCCCUUUAAUGCUCUCGAUAUAGCUUUAGAAGUUCAAAACAGCCUUAAAGGUAAUCAACCCAACACGCCUCAACUGCUAGCCCUGGCCUCACGCCUGCGGGAGAGCGCUGAACUCUUUCAAUCAGAUGAGAUGCGUCCUGCUAAUGACCCCAAGGAAAGAGCUCCCAUCCGUGUGUGGAUGCUGAAUGAGGUUCUCCAAGACAUGGAGAAGAGCUUCCUGGUGCAACGCGCACCCCCGGGGUUUUACAGAAAUAUCUUGUACCACCUUGAUGGGAAGACAAGCCAGUUUUCAAUACUCCUGGAAGCUUGGGAACACUGCAAGUCACUUGCAUCAAAUGAUACCCUUCAAGAAGCCCUGUCAGAAGUGUUGAACAGCAUUAAUGCAGCUCAGGUUUACUUCAAAGCAGGACUUGAUGUGUUUGAGAGUGUCUUAGUUGGAAAGAACUGAGAAAACUCAGCAUUUGAAAAAGUUUGUUUACAAUUCCUCAAGUGAAAGCUCUAAUCUGACUAGAUUUUCUGACAUUGAAGACUU
Messenger RNA from Mesoplodon densirostris (Blainville's beaked whale), 3018 nucleotides. It is a transcript of the gene NAALADL2, whose product is annotated as N-acetylated alpha-linked acidic dipeptidase like 2. Lineage: Eukaryota; Metazoa; Chordata; Mammalia; Artiodactyla; Ziphiidae. Bases 598 to 2934 code for a protein of 778 amino acids. The transcript has 19 exons. The record is from RefSeq and is a predicted model, not a curated record.